CGAGACAUGGAGUGGAAUGACUUCCUGCCGUCGAUUUAGCCUAAUGGAUGACUGCAGACAGUAGCCUCAAAAUGACGGAUCUCUAUAGGUAAAACUUCGCGAAUAGUCUGGUCUAGAUCGAUCAGUGCUACGUUGUGAACCAACGUUACUCAAUAGCGACAAACUUUUGUAGCAUGUUCUUGCCUCGUAUCGUCAACGGUGUUCUGAGACGUAUUACAGAAAGCAAUUCCAUAUAUAUCAUGAUAUACUCACGAUAGUCUCAGGAAUCCUAGUCAAGUUUAAACAGUUGGGAGUAACAGACACUACUAGCAGAUCACGAUGAGACACUACAGGCCUAUCCUUGCUCUUGCGAGCUGCUUCACCCUCGUCGCCUCAUCAGGGGCUUACCUGGAAACUCCAGAGCCAUGGCAAGUAACGAGGCUUAACACGUUUUCACCCUCAGGACGUCCAGGCAGCGAUGUGAACGCUCACCUAUGGGCCAAUAUCACGAAUCCUAGCCCCAUCCCCGCCGGGCCCGGAGUCACAUUCGACGCCAGCAGCGCGAACUGCACGGUGAACUGGGUCUAUGCCGGCGAUUAUCCGUAUGGCCAUGUAUUUAUUUGCAACACAACGGACACCGAAGAGUCCUCCUCGUCUUCAACGUCAAAGUGGACAAUCGAGGUCUUAGAGGCGAAUGUCACUUCACCGUCGGCUACCACGAACAUGGAUGUCAGGUUUACGCUCACCACCAACCUGACGGUAGACGGAGAUGAAUAUUACAAGGUCUUGGUCGGGACGCAACAUUUCCAGGUUGGGGAGAAUAUGAGAGGGAGUUGUGGUGGUAGUGGUGUGUGUUCGUGGACUUUGAGGGACGAGAGCGUUCCGGUGUUAGUGCAGCCGACGGUUGUGGCUUGUCAAGGAACAUGCUAACUAGUACUCCUGCGUCAUGAAAGAUACUCGUAAAAUGAUGUCGUGUUAGGUAAUUGAAUUAUAUGUGCUACGGUCGCAUAUUGUUAUCUUGGAAGAAUCCUUCCAUAUAUUUGUACACAAAUAUCCCGAUAUCUUCA
This is a messenger RNA of Annulohypoxylon maeteangense, 1046 nucleotides long. RefSeq lists its product as uncharacterized. The record is from RefSeq and is a predicted model, not a curated record. The coding region runs from base 319 to 909 and encodes 196 amino acids. NCBI's taxonomy places the organism in Eukaryota, Fungi, Ascomycota, Sordariomycetes, Xylariales, Hypoxylaceae. The transcript has 2 exons.